AUGAAGUUGGUAUCAUGUAUCGUGGCUCUGGCCAUGGCCGGCAACGCCGCUGCCAUCGAACUGCCACCGAUUGAAACCCCGACUAUCGAACUUCCGCCCAUUGAAACCCCAACUCUCGAAAUCCCACCUAUUGUCACUCCAUCGUUACUGCCUACCACCUCAGAGCUUGAUCCUACACCCACCUUAUCUCUUCCGGAGUCAACCCCAACCGAAAGCCCAGAGGACGAGGAUGACUACUGCGAGGAUGAUCCGGAGGACGAGCCUGACUACCCGGGCGAGGAACCCGACUAUCCGGGCGACGAGCCCGAAGAGUGCGAUCCCGACUAUGACGAGGACUGCUACUGUGAGCCAGAGACCACCUCAGAGUUUCCGACGCCCACGCCUACUCCUUCCGGUCCGGACUGCGAGUACGGCUGUGAUGAGCCCACUCCUACGCCGUCUGACAACCCAGACUGCGAGUAUGGCUGUGAUGAGCCUACGCCGACUCCUGAACCCACCCCGUCGGACAACCCAGACUGCGAAUAUGGCUGCGACGAACCUACCCCAACGCCUUCUGAUAACCCAGAUUGUGAAUACGGAUGUGACGAGCCGACUCCUACUCCUGAGCCCACUCCAUCUGACAACCCAGACUGCGAGUACGGAUGCGACGAGCCAACUCCUACUCCUGCGCCCACGCCUUCAACGACGCUGUUCACCACCUCUACUAUCGUCACCACUUCCACCGUCACCAUCACCGCUUGCCCCACCACGAUGAAGAAUUGCCCGGCUGAGUCGACCAUCACUACCGUUACUACUGUCACCAUCGGUACGACUGUCUGCCCCGUUGAGCCUACGCAUGUGCCUGGUACUCCGGGUUCGCCUGGCAGCCCUGGUACUCCUGGUACUCCUGGUCACCCCGGUGCUCCCGGCACUCCAGGCGCUCCUGGUACUCCUGGCUCUCCCGGUACUCCUGGUAGCCCUGGUACUCCUGGUAGCCCUGGUACUCCCGGCGCUCCCGGAACUCCUGGCAGCCCUGGUGCUCCUGGCAGCCCUGGAACUCCAGGCAGCCCAGGCGCUCCAGGCACCCCAGGUUCUCCAGGCUCCCCCGCAGCCCCCGGCGCCCCCUCAUCCAACACCAACAAACCCACCCGCCUCAUCCCAACACCGACACCGACACCCUCAGCCUCCCGCGGCAGCUCCGCCCCACCAACCGAGUACACCGGCGGCGCUUCUAGCUUUGCCAUCGGCAACGUCGGGGCCGCGGUCGUGGGUGUUGGCGCGCUUGUUGUUGCUGUGUUGUGAUUAUCAUAGCCGUGGUCGGUUGACGUUGUAAAUUUGGGCUGGGGAUGGUUUAAUUUCGUGGGGGAGAGGGAGAGAGGGAGAGCUUCGUGUAUAUAUUAGGGAGCGAGGUAGAUGAAGAUUAAUAUUAUCUGGCUUUUUUUUUGUGAAUGUGGCUACAAUGGGGUUGUUGUGUUUGUGAUUGGUCUGUGUCUGAAUAGCAAGGCAAAGGAUAUACACCUCCUUAUCACCCACCAUACACUGAAACAUCGAAACACUUCUUCCUUUCUGUUCAUCAUCGUUGAUCUGCCUAGCUAUUAUCUACCCGGAUCUGCAGCUCGACAAAUAAGGUGCCAAUGUUAAUGUACAAACAAAC
Molecule: messenger RNA, 1633 nt
Organism: Pseudovirgaria hyperparasitica
Lineage: Eukaryota; Fungi; Ascomycota; Dothideomycetes; Acrospermales; Acrospermaceae
Exons: 2
Coding region: 1-1281 (426 amino acids)
Source: RefSeq, a predicted model, not a curated record